AGUUCUGCCCGGUGGUGUAGGGUCCUAAUUACUCCAAGUUUGUGUUCCUUGUGUUUCUACUCUUCUGGGAAAGCUUUCCACAAGGUUUAGGAGUGUGUGGGAAUUUUUGUCCAUUCUUUUAGAAGUGUUUCUAGAACUGAGGUCAGGCAUUGAUGUUGGACAAGAAAGCCUGGCUCACAGUCUCUAAUUCAUACCAAAGGUGGUCUGUCGGGUUGAGAUGAGCACUCUGUGAGGCCAGGCAAGUUCUUCCACACUGAACUCGCUCAUCUUUAUGCAACCUACUACGCCCAAAUUACUCUCCAAUAUAUCGAUCAGAAUAUGUGUGAAUAUUAGAUAGACCACUUUAGUUGCAGUCAUGGACAGCAGCACAAAUCAUAGUAGAUAGUGGAUAGCUGUACAUUAGAAAUUCCUCACACAGUGAAACUUCUUCUCAAAUGAAUAAGUGCUGAUGAAUUGACAAGUAAACUAUAACUUACAGUCACUUACACAUUUUACAUCACAUUUGAUUAGGCUUGUACCACAAAGGGUUUAAUUAUUUAUGGAGAAAACACCAUGGAAGACUCAUAAGAACUAAAAACCAUCAGUCAAAGUGAUUAAGCUGCAGUGACUGUAGCCUAGCUAGUUAAAGUCAGUUGCUGAGAUAGCCUUGGCUAUAAUUUCAGGAAUUAGGAGAAUGUGAAGGAAAGGAACAUUGUAUUUUUACGCUACACAAAGUAAAAGGACAAUACAAGAAAUUAUGUUCUCUCGCGUUAAUGACAUCAGGUUGUGGUUGGGUUAGCAGCAGGGUUGGAGUAGAGGUGAGCAACAAAAAUUAAAUUAAAUCAUGUUCCAAAACAAUUAAAGUGUUUUAAGUGGAAGGAAACAACAUUAGAAGCUUCCUUUCACUUCCCGGGGUGUCACUGUGAUGAUGCGUGACUACUUAGAGUAGCAAAGCUAGAAAAAAUGAUUUGUCCUCUAUAACUAGUACACUGAAAAUACAGGACAACACUACCACACUACAUGCUUAUGAAUGCUGUGUCAAGAAUGUCAAAUGACAUAGUUGUUGUUGGGAACAUAAUUAUCAUGACACAGGAUUCCUAAGCAUGUAGUGUGGGUGCAGCUGAGCAGCUGACAUGAAGGGAGCAAAUGUUCCAGGAUGGCACUAUCUGUUGUUAAUAAAAGCACCUCUGCUUUUUAUCGUGCACUUUUCAGUUUUCUGCCUGAACCAUCUGCAAGCCUCUGAUGGUAACAGUGAGAGUACUGUCCUAUGGCUUUAUCUCCCCUCCUCCAUCUGUGUCUCUGAUGUGGUCCUAUCUCUUUUCUGUCACCUCAUUGUUUCUCUACAUGUGAAAUGGCUGCGAUUUUCAUUCUGGUCAGAAGGCAACACAGUUGAUUCAAAGUAAUCAAAAAAGCACAAAUCAGUUACUAAAUCUUAGCUUGAACUGAGAGAAAAGGAGUUCCAGGUUAACCUAAUCCCGAAACAUGCUAAUCACACAAAGUAAAGUUAUUUACUCCAAAUACGGUGACAUUUUAUUGGCUGAUAAACUGUUUUACCCUACCUGUUUCUGCUUGUAGAGGAGCAGCAUCCAAACUGUACAUACUUGAACAAUUUUGCAUUUCUACUUUGAUAGCACAUUACAGUGCUUCGUUCUAGCUCUAUUUUGAUUAAGUGCACAAACAAUGUGGGAGAUAAAGCCACCAUUCUAUUGAAACUUUAGCUGUUCAGGAGUAACUACACAGAAAUACAUGAGAGGUAGCUGAUGAUCUGAGUAGUACCUACAAAAUGGCAAUGCACCUAUUCUCAGAGUACCCCUUCACCCAAGAACAUUGGUUUUGCUUGUAUAGUUGUAUUUGUGCUCUUGAAAACUAUUUGAUGAAAACGCCAAUGCGGUUGGCUAAUGAAGUAGGGCAGAAUGAAUAUUGAGUGAUAUUGAUUGCCGGUGCAGACUGCUGCUGCUGUGCUCUAGGAUUUUUAUGGAUGGCUCUCUCUCACACACACACCCACACACUGUGUGUUGUGUAUGAACCGAUCAUACUGCAGAGGCCAGUGGUGAUGGAGAGGGGGAGAGUAUAGAGAAGGACAUGAAGGAAACAGUGGUAUGGGAGGAAAAUGAGGAGGAGGAAAAACAUGAAGAAUGGAGACUUGUACAGGAAUGGGCGUUCUUCCAUGGAUGCAUAAGUCUGCUCUACCCUUUUCUUCUCUGGUCUGACUCAUCUUCCACACUGGUGCAGUCUGCCUGUGUGCAUUUUCCAGCACACACACACACGUGCGUGCAGGCGAUGACACGUUAACAGAGGGAGCUCCGCCUCCUCUGCAGUGUAGCGACAGCUAGAGAGGGGCAGCAAUGGAGGAGCCAGCAGUACAGCAGGAAAAAAUAGAGGGAUCGUGGGAAGGAGGGCAUGAUGAAGGAAAAGCAGACUGGAAAAACGAAUGCUCUCUCUCAUCCCUCCUUAAACAUUCCUGUCUUCUUUGCUGGUCAUCUCCCAGGGACACCGACAUCACGGAGACUGAUGAGAGAAUCCUUGCCAAGACGGCCGAGAUCAGAGUAAGAAGACCACAGCACCUAGCACUGGAGCUGGAGAGCGCAGUGGCAGUGGAAAACUUGGAACUUCAGGAGCAGAGGUCAGACCGCAAAGAGCUGGAGGAGACCCUAGUUAAAUUAGAGAAACACAAAGAGAAACUGAUACAGCAAAUAAAGGCAACCAGACAGCUCUGCUAUGAAGAAAGUCAGCAGAUCCUGUCUCUGCAGGCAGAGGAGGCACAGAAGGAGAGCCAAGUGGAAGAGUAUGAGAGGGAGCUUUCCAGAGCCAGAUGGAGGCUGAGGAAGCUAAGAGAAGAGGUGAAACAGGCCAAGAGGAAAGUGGAAGAGGCUGGAGAGCGGAACAGUCCUCUACAAGACUCAAUCAGACAGUCUUAUGAAGAGAUCCUGCAGGAGGAGCACACGCUGUAUUCUCUGUCAGGAGGUGCAGUCACUCCAGAAAGCCAUCUGGAUGAAUCAGCUUCUCCUGCAGACACCACUGAAGAUAAUCUGCCUUCUCUGAGGCCAUGGGGAAGGAGCCAAUCACUGCCUGCCUAUGCUGACCUCAUAAUGGGGGGCAGUGGUUCACCUUUCUGCAAUAAUCUAGUCGGUACCAGAGAAGAAGAUGACAGUGGGACCAGCUCACCAAAGAUGGAUAGGUCUGACAUAGAGGAUGGCCUGGAGGAAGGGGAGCUCAACAACGAAGGGGAAAACGAAAGAGACCAGGAAGAGUUCACUAUGAACCCCAACCCUCUCAGCCAGCUGGACUUCUACCAAGCCAACCCCUUCGCCCGCUGUCAGUGUGACCAUGACCUCUUCAAUGAAGACCUAUUCCUUAAAACAGACUCAUCUGAUGGCUUUGGUUCUGACCCUUUCAAAGGCAGCGACCCCUUCGCAGCAGAUAUUUUGUUUCCGUUGACGAAUACUGUCACUGGUGAGGGCACAGGAAAUGCCGGUGACGAAGCAGACACCAGUCUGUCUUGUGUUGAAAACAAAGCUUCAACGGGAACUCAGUGCUUUGAGUCAGAAUUCCCAGAUGAAGACAGUGACAUAGAGAUUAGCUACAGUCGAGAGGACCUGGACACCAUUGCUAUGGUAGAUGAUUCUCAUGGAUUUAAACCCAUUCAGAGUUCGUCAGAAGAGCUGGGGCCAGAGCCUAUCCGAGGCUGGCGUUCCCAGGGACAGUAUUCUGUAGAAUCGGACCCUAAUGGGUAUGAGCUUGAUCUUGGUGCUGUCUCCCCACCCUCCGACAUAGAAGAACAUAGUCUGGGAUCUCUGGCUGGAGAGGCUAUUACUCAGUCAUCAGCAGGAUUAGAGCAAGGUGAGUGUCUUGGUUUGACUCAAGCUGUUGGCGAACCUGUCCUGUUGGAGCCAGGUUGGACAGGCAACAGAGAGGAAACUUUGCCCCGUGAUGUCACUUACAGUCAGCAAACAGAACAGGUUAGGAACAUCAAAGAAGAAAUCCAAAUCCCUGCUGUUCCACAGAACUUGUCCCAGAACAUUUUCACUCAGCCUGACUCACAUCAGAACAGCCUUGAGUUGAACUAUGAACCAACCAGUCAGUCUUCCUUUGACCCAUAUGGCUUUAAACUCAGCCCAGAGCAUUCCAGUCACACUCUUUUAGACCCUGAUGAAGAUGAGUUGAGUCCAGAACCUGCUGAUGAUGAUCUGACCUUUGACCCUGAACCCUGCUCUUCUCAACAUCAGCUGAACUUUGAUGCCUAUGGGUUUGACGUUACCUCCUCCCAGAUGAUACGGGACUUUGACCCUUAUGGCUUUAAGCUAAGCCCUCAAGAAGAGAACCAGGAAGUAUUGGACCCCUGUGGCCAUGACAACCAUGAUGCAAUAGACCUUUGUACCUAUGAAAACAAUGAGCAAAGAAAGCUCUCAAGCUAUAAUAACCCAGAAAUACUGAAACCUCAUACCCAUGAAAACCAAGAAGUGCUUGAAAAUGAUAGCCACAAUAACCAGGAAUUUCUAGAUUUGUGUAAUAAUGGAAACCAAGAAGUGCUGGAACCAUCUAGCCUCGAAAACAGGGAGGUGGUUAACCAUAAAAACCAAGUCCUGGAACUCUGUAGUCACAACAAUCAAGAAGUUGUGGACCUCUGUCGGAAUAAUAGCAGUGAGCAAUUACUUGAACCUUGUGACUGUCAUAACCAAGAAGUGCUGGAACCUCAUAGCUUUGGCAGUCAGGACGUCCUGGACUUCUCCUAUCCUAAAAAUCAGGAAGUGUUAGAUUUAGAUAGCCAUGGUAACCAAGAAGUUUUGGAUUUUAAUAGCAAGGAAAACCAGGGCGUGCUAGUUUCAGGUAGCUACAAUAAGCAGGAACUUCAGGAAAAUCAGGAGUUACCUGACCAGGAGGGAUUGGACUUGUUGAGUACAGACAUUUUGCCUGAAGCAAACAACAACCAGUGCAUUCUGGAACCAGAACAGGAUGUCAGUUCCGUUAAUGACAGCUCAGACAGUGAUGUGGCAUCCGAAAAUAUGCUGGGACUGCAGCUCAGUAACCCCAGUAUCUGCACCUCGAAUACCACAAAUACUAGUACUGCUGAUACUUUAAACAUGGCCAUCAGUAGCAUGUCUGCCAGCCAGGACCUUAAUUCGUCUGCUGCCCUGAUCCACCACAACCUUUUAGAAGGUGAUCUGGGUUCAGUGUUUGGGGCUGGAGGAUACAUUGGAUGUCCUGAUGUAGCUGAUGACCUAGAGCCAUUGCAGAGAAGGCAGACAAACCCAGUACCAGAGCCAGUACGACCAGUUAGGCCUCCUCGACCAUCUCUCGGGGCCAAGGACAAGGCCCAGUCCCAGACUCAGGUCAUCGAUUUAAAGUGAUCUCUCACCAUGAAACAUUCAAGUGAGGUUUACUGUGUCACCAUGGUUCCUGUGAUGACAACGAGGCAAGAAGUGAAGAUGAUAAGGAAUAAAGUAAGACAAAGGGAAAUGCAAUGGAGGAAAAAUGGCUAAAGAGCAAGAGCUCAUUCUGUUGUUAAUUAUCACAGUAAAUUAGUUCAGGUUAAUCAGAGGAGAAACAAUGGAAGGCAAGAUGAAAAAACUACCAAGAACCAAAUGAUAAAAAAGAUUUCCUGGUUGUUAUAUUAAGAAACAUGAUUUUAUCCAGUUUAUUUAUUUACAUCUGUCAAGGUUGCAAAAGACUGUCUGACCUACUAUCUUGUCUUUUUAUGAUUUGAUGAACUUAAGAAGAUUUUGACAGACCUGACUGGUCUGAAGUGAAAAUAAUGUCCAUGUUUGUGAUGUGACAUACAGUAAAUAUUAGGACAUAUGUUACAAGACUUCAAAUAGAUAAACUGUAUAUAAAUGAUACAAUGUAACCUGCUGUUGUGGUUUUGAGAUUAUCUAUUCAAUUAGUAGUUUAGAUCUAAGUUGCAUAUGAACUGUAGAGAGUUUAUAGUCGGAUUUACCAAUGAGUGCAUAUCCACGCUCACAACAGUGUUUUCACACAUCAUUUAAGAGUGCUCCUUAAAGAGAAGCAGUGGUUCACUGCCAUUCUAGGCUGGAUUCUUCAGUUUCACCAGUGACAAAGCAUGGCUGAUGGCUGUGGUCAGGUGUGUGCUUUGUUACAUGUGUAGCAGGCUCAGUAGUGAUGUUGGAGUCUUGUGAUGUGAACCUGUGCAUCACUGCUGCAAGUCAAGGGUGAGUAAAACUAUAUUUUUAGUUAGUUUUAAGUUCCUGUUUAAAGUGCGAUGCCACCCAUGUUUGUAAUUGGACUGUAACUGAAAAGAUGGCCACUUCAUUCUUUGUCCCAAUUUCAUACUGUACACUAAUGCUGAAAAUAAAAACUAUGCAGUGAU
Molecule: messenger RNA, 6304 nt
Organism: Oreochromis niloticus (Nile tilapia)
Lineage: Eukaryota; Metazoa; Chordata; Actinopteri; Cichliformes; Cichlidae
Exons: 10
Coding region: 2325-5327 (1000 amino acids)
Biological process (GO): protein ubiquitination; replication fork processing
Cellular component (GO): nucleus; site of DNA damage
Molecular function (GO): ubiquitin protein ligase activity
Source: RefSeq, a predicted model, not a curated record